Molecule: messenger RNA, 193 nt
Organism: Ambispora leptoticha
Lineage: Eukaryota; Fungi; Glomeromycota; Glomeromycetes; Archaeosporales; Ambisporaceae
Source: the annotation of a GenBank genome assembly
AUUUGAAGAAGAAGAUAAUAUCAGUAAUAAUGAACUUGAAAUUGGAAUAAGUUCAAAUACUGCUUCUAAUAUUACAAAUAAUAGUAAUAUUGAUGAUUAUAUUGAUUUUGGAAAUUUAGAAGAAAGUAAUAGAGAUACAUUUGAUAGUUAUUAUGAAGAUGAAACUAAUUAUGUAAACCCAUGGCAUAAAUAA